Messenger RNA from Dermacentor andersoni, 888 nucleotides. The record is from RefSeq and is a predicted model, not a curated record. NCBI's taxonomy places the organism in Eukaryota, Metazoa, Arthropoda, Arachnida, Ixodida, Ixodidae.
AUGGAAAUCGUGAUGGGUGGCGGCCUUCGCAACGCAACCGCCUACAUCACCGUGCAAGUGGUGAUGGAGGUGCUGCGUUAUGACUUCUUCCGGCGCUACGAGCAGCAGCACGCGCGCGACGUGGUCAUCAUGUGCCUGAACACGACGCGCCAGUUCCUGUUCUACACGUGGCCCUCCCUGGUGGCCAACCUGACCAUCAACAACACGGCUGUUGAGGCUAGCCGAAAGCUGUUCGACGAUAUCCUGGACGGGGUCGUCGACCACAUGAACCGCGCCCAUUGGCUCGAGCUGCCCUCCCGUCUUGAAGCCAUCAGGAAGGUGAGAAACGUGCGCCUGAUCACAAUCAACCCGAACAUCUCAGACGCGUCGGUGGCCCAGAGCCGCCAGAUGAACUACUCGAAGCUGAGCAGGCCGCCCGCGGACUUCGUCAACAGCUACAUCGAGGCGGCCCAACUUGACACGCAGAUGCGCAGGGAGGUUGGCAACGAAGAAUACGGCUUCUACGGCAAACUCCAGCUGGCGGGUGACGUAGCAUACCUGAAGCUGUGGACCCUUCGGAGUGGCGCCGAGCUGUUUCUGCCAACGUUGCUGUCAGGGCCACCGCUCUUCUAUCCGGAGGCUGGCGAGCCUUUCAACUACGGCACUCUCGGAGUGCUGGUAGCUAUGGCUCUGAGCGACGCCAUCGGCCACACGGGGGCGCGUCUGUCGGCAGCGGGCAUUGAGGAGCUCUGGUGGACGGACCAGACUCUGAAGAACUACAACGAGGCGACUCGCUGCUACGAGGAGCAAUACCGACACCUGAGCAACUCCACAGCCUCCUUCUUGGACGAGCAGAGGGACCAGGUGUUUCUCUGGACACGGGCGGCGCGUAUCGCAUUCGAUCGGUAA